AAUAAACGUAAUCUAAAUUUUACAUAGGGUUGUAUUUUUUUUUUAAUGAAGUAUUUUUGAUGCGGCAACUGCAAAAACUCGAAAAUUGCAAAGGGUUAUGUUUAGGAAGUUUACGUCUAUUUAUGCAAGUUAGUGCUACUUUGUCGGCGAUUUAUAGGCAAAAUAUCAAUACUUUUACUGUGAAGGAAGGAACAAGAGAUUAAAUAUGAUGCAUUUUAUUACAAAUAUUGAUACCAGGUGUUAGAGUAUUACUGGAAGCUAAUAAUCACGAUUGAGAAAAAGUAAGGUUAUUUUGAUAUUACUUUACUAAAUGCAUAUAUUUGGUGGAAAAACACGACCUGCAUGCCAUGGAAACUGAUGAAGAUGAAAGAGAGCCAACUGUCGGUACUGCACAAAUUCGCAACUUGGUCGAAUUUAAAAGAUAUGAAGCAAGACUUCAAGGGGCAUGUCAGUACGACUUUGAAAAAGUAUUACUUCAAUAUGCCAGUAAAAAUGUAUUUUCCUAUCCUGCGUUUAGUAAAAUUUGGAAAGAAUCAAAUCUUAACUUACUUUUCGCAGGACAACAAUAUGGUGAUGAUAUAGGAAGAUUCACAGAGAUUUGUAUGUAUACGGCACUUAAAUUAUUUAUAUUUCCUAAAGAUAUAUACACUGAAGUUGGUGCUUUCUACCUACUCUAUGCACUCUAUUACCGACAACCCGUUAAAGACUUCAUUAAGAUAAGGUUUACACAUAGGGCUUACAAGAAUCUCAUGAAGUUGGUGAACAAAAUGAGAACCAAAAAGCAAUAUGACUUUCUUUACAUUUAUGGAAGAUUACGUUUGGUAAAAGCUUUUUAUUAUGUGGCCACAGUGACACCACUAGGGAUUAGUUCAAAUGAAAUGAAUCUUCAGGAAAUUACACCAGAUACCUUUAUAAAUAGAAAAAUUGAUUUAACUGAAAGAAUCACAAAUUUAUUAGCAGAAAACUUGGAUGACAUCAGGCAGAUACAAAGUGAAUAUGUAACAGCUGUAAGACAGUGUUCAUUGCAAUACCCUGAUCUAGAAAUUAGUUCUGACUUGAGCUUUAUGCAAGAAACUGAGCAACUUGAGAACUGUGUGAAAACAGGAGGAAUUAUACACUUUGUACAUUCUAGUGAUACAAACACACAGUCGGUUGACAAAAGAAAAUCGGAAUUAAAGAAAAGGGCUUACCAACAAACCAAUAAAACGUACAGGGAAAAACUUAGUGAUAAAUCUGCAAAUUAUUUACGUUUACUGAAGAGUGAACCUUUAAAAGAUGAUCCUGAUAAUUAAACAAUAAAUUAUUGUAUAACAAUGUUUUACUAAUUUUAUGUUUUAAUGGAUACUAUGAUGCGAUAAGAAGUACCAAUUACUGACUCUUUACUAAAAUAAAAUAAAGGAGAAAAAAAUUUGAA
Molecule: messenger RNA, 1414 nt
Organism: Agrilus planipennis (emerald ash borer)
Lineage: Eukaryota; Metazoa; Arthropoda; Insecta; Coleoptera; Buprestidae
Gene: Pbp45
Product: snRNA-activating protein complex subunit 1
Exons: 4
Coding region: 348-1292 (314 amino acids)
Biological process (GO): snRNA transcription by RNA polymerase II; snRNA transcription by RNA polymerase III
Cellular component (GO): snRNA-activating protein complex
Molecular function (GO): sequence-specific DNA binding
Source: RefSeq, a predicted model, not a curated record